Ceratina calcarata is the source of this 636-nucleotide messenger RNA. Its product is annotated as trypsin-7. Lineage: Eukaryota; Metazoa; Arthropoda; Insecta; Hymenoptera; Apidae. The transcript is spliced from 4 exons. The record is from RefSeq and is a predicted model, not a curated record. Gene Ontology annotation, biological process: proteolysis. The coding region runs from base 1 to 636 and encodes 211 amino acids. Gene Ontology annotation, molecular function: serine-type endopeptidase activity.
AUGGUAAAAAUAUUUAGCGAUUUCGGGAGGAAAGUGAAACACUACGUGAGGGCUGGCACAGAUCGAUUAGGAAAAGGAGGAUCAACUCGUCGCAUAAAAAGAAUAUACUACUAUAAUAAUUCCAUCUACUAUCCGAACCCGAAUGUUCAGUUACACUACUAUGACAUAGCCUUGUUCGAAGUAAAUCCACCUUUUCGAUUUUCGAAGACGAUUCAACCGGCUAAAUUGCCUGAAGAAAUCAGCGACCCACCUGACAAGCUGUACGUUUAUGGCUGGGGUCAAACAGAAACGGGAUUUCGUAACAAUUUAAUGGGGACAGACGUUUCAUAUGUGCCAUACGAGGAUUGCAGGUAUAUAGCAGACUAUUUCGACUUAAUUUCGAAGGAACAUCAUCUCUGCUACGGAGAUCUUGGGAAGGAUGCUUGCUACGGCGAUUCGGGUGGACCAUUAGUAGACAGCAAUGGAAUAAUUACGAGCGUGCGUAGCGGCGGCAAGACGGAGAGAAGCAACGAAAGGAGGUGCCUGGCGGCGGUGGCCGGUAUGGCAGGGAGAGCGAAGGACCCGAAAGAGGCAAAGGACGUCAAGGACAACAGGAUAACCAGGACCAGGCAGGCUACGGGUUUCCGUAGGUCGUAG